AUGGAAAACCAGACUUUAGGUGACGACAUCCUGCUCCUGGAGGGGUUAAACGUCUCCCCACAGUCCACUGUCCCUGCCUUCAUCCUCCUCCUCCUCAUCUACAUCUUUGCUAUGGUGUCAAACAUCAGUUUGGUUUCACUGAUCUUUCUGAGCAGGAAUCUCCACAAGCCCGUGUAUCUGUUCUACCUCAACAUGAGUGUUAAUGACAUCUUUGGGGCCUCGGCUGUCACACCUCACGUCCUCAGACAUGUUUUCACGCCACACUCAGAGCGCUAUAUUCAUUAUAUUGACUGUGUGGUUCAGGCCUUCUGCGUUACCCUUUAUGCGAACAUCAAUCACACUGCGCUCAUGAUCAUGGCCUUCGAUCGCUACGUAGCCAUCUGCAACCCACUGCGAUAUGCCACCAUCAUGACCAACAGGAUGGUGGUGAUGCUGUCGGUGGCGGCCUGGGGGGCAACCUUCAUUGCCGUAGCGAUCCUCCUGGGCCUCACCGUCCGCCUGUCGCACUGUAAGCAGUUUAUACCCAACCCCUUCUGUGACAACGCCUCCUUGUUCAUGCUGUCCUGUGAGAGCGUCCUCAUCAACAACAUCUACGGCCUCCUCUACACCGUGGUCAUUGUGGGCUCCUCCCUCAUCAGCGUCGCUCUCACCUACCUGAGGAUUGCCGCCGUGUGUCUGCGCAGUAAUAACAAGGCGCUGAACAGCAAAGCGCUGCAGACCUGCUCCACCCACCUGGCUGUGUAUGUCUUCCUGCUGGUGUCGAGCUUCGUUGUCGUCAUCCUUCACCGCUUCCCUCAGCUGGCAGACCAGAGGAAAGUAGUGGCUGUCCUGGCAUAUGUCAUCGUGCCGGCUCUGAACGCUGCUAUCUACGGGCUGCAGAUCAAAGUGGUCCAACAGAGGUUCAUGACUCUGCUCCGUAACAAUAAAGUGUCUCUAAUGGAUGUAAAUUAA
Messenger RNA from Epinephelus fuscoguttatus (brown-marbled grouper), 951 nucleotides. RefSeq names its product olfactory receptor 5B17-like. Gene Ontology annotation, cellular component: membrane. NCBI's taxonomy places the organism in Eukaryota, Metazoa, Chordata, Actinopteri, Perciformes, Serranidae. The record is from RefSeq and is a predicted model, not a curated record. Bases 1 to 951 code for a protein of 316 amino acids. The transcript has a single exon. Gene Ontology annotation, molecular function: olfactory receptor activity. Gene Ontology annotation, biological process: G protein-coupled receptor signaling pathway.